AUGGCGAAUAUGACAAUUGAAAUCGUUGCCUUCAUGUUUUCCGUAUCUGGUUUUAUUUUGGUAUCUUCGACAUUGCCCACAGACUAUUGGAAGGUCUCUUCCAUCGACGGUACCGUUAUCACCACUGCCACUUUCUGGGCUAACCUUUGGAAAACGUGUGUGACUGAUUCCACUGGAGUCUCCAACUGCAAAGACUUCCCAUCCAUGCUGGCACUCGAUGCUUAUAUACAGGUCUGCAGAGGUCUCAUGAUUACUGCUGUUUGUCUUGGAUUUUUUGGUUGCAUAUUUUCACUGGUGGGGAUGAAGUGCACAAAAAUUGGAGGCUCAGAGAAAAUUAAAGGAAAAAUUACCAUUUGCGCAGGAAUGCUAUUCAUUUUUUCUGGGUUGGCAUCUGUAAUUGCUUUUUCUUGGUAUGCAAAUCGAAUUACUGCAGAAUUCUACGAUCCCAUGAUUGUAGAACAAAAAUAUGAAUUAGGAGCUGCUUUGUUUAUUGGUUGGGCUGGAUCUUCACUUUCCAUAUUAGGAGGUGCAAUAUUUUGUUUCUCCUUAUCUAAUGGUAAAGGUUCUCCAAGAGUGGGUUAUGGCUACAGUGCUACAGCAUCCCUUUUUUCUUCCCGGACAAUGGUACACAAUGAAGACAUGAGAUCAACGAAGAAUGCAGGGAUCCCUCCAAAGCAAUUUGAUAAGAAUGCAUAUGUUUAA
Molecule: messenger RNA, 702 nt
Organism: Carcharodon carcharias (great white shark)
Lineage: Eukaryota; Metazoa; Chordata; Chondrichthyes; Lamniformes; Lamnidae
Product: claudin-10-like
Exons: 5
Coding region: 1-702 (233 amino acids)
Biological process (GO): cell adhesion; bicellular tight junction assembly
Cellular component (GO): bicellular tight junction; plasma membrane
Molecular function (GO): structural molecule activity
Source: RefSeq, a predicted model, not a curated record